This is a messenger RNA of Gastrolobium bilobum, 1902 nucleotides long. Its product is annotated as ABC transporter G family member 5-like. Gene Ontology annotation, molecular function: ATP hydrolysis activity; ATP binding; ABC-type transporter activity. The record is from RefSeq and is a predicted model, not a curated record. The transcript is spliced from 2 exons. Gene Ontology annotation, cellular component: membrane. Bases 1 to 1902 code for a protein of 633 amino acids. NCBI's taxonomy places the organism in Eukaryota, Viridiplantae, Streptophyta, Magnoliopsida, Fabales, Fabaceae.
AUGCAGAGUUGUGAGGUUGAGGCCAUUGGCAUCAACUACAAGAUCCACACACACAAAACGGAGCACCCUUUUAAAAUCUUCAGCAAGUCUCCACAACUGGAUAUUGAAGAAGAUGGUCAAGAAGCUGAAGAGGAAGCAAAAGGUGAACAAAGUUGCAGUGGAGUUAGGCAUGUGCUGAAGAAUGUGAGUUGCCAAGCCAAGCCAUGGGAAAUCCUAGCAAUUGUUGGGCCAAGUGGAGCUGGAAAAUCAUCACUGCUUGAGAUUCUUGCUGGUAAACUUAAUCCACAAAGUGGGUCUGUGUUGGUGAACCACAAGCCUGUGGACAAAGCUAAGUUCAGGAAGCUUUCAGGGUAUGUUACACAAAAGGAUAUUUUGUUUCCCUUACUUACAGUUGAAGAAACAAUGAUGUUUAGUGCAAAGCUAAGACUAAAGCUUCCUCAAAAAGAAAUAUGUUCCAGGGUCAAGUCACUGAUUCAAGAGCUUGGACUUGACCAUGUUGCUGGGACUCGAAUUGGCGAUGACAGGGUCCGAGGUAUAUCUGGUGGUGAGAGGCGUAGAGUUUCUAUUGGUGUUGAAGUCAUACAUGAUCCAAAAGUGCUUAUUCUUGAUGAACCAACUUCAGGGCUUGACAGUACAUCUGCUCUUCAAAUAAUUGAUAUGCUUAAGGUCAUGGCUGACACUAGGGGCAGAACCAUAAUCCUUAGCAUCCAUCAACCUGGGUUCAGAAUUGUGAAGCUGUUCCAUUCAGUGUUGUUGUUAGCCAAUGGCUCUGUGUUAUACCAUGGCACUACAGAUUUGCUUGGUGUGAAUCUAAUAUUAAUGGGUUUAGAGCUUCCCCUUCAUGUUAAUGUAGUAGAAUUUGCCAUUGAGUCCAUUGACACCAUUCAGCAACAACAAAAAUGGACAAUGCAACAGAAGAAAGGAGAUGAUGAACAAGGUGAGAGUAGAAGUGGUAAGUUUACUCUGCAACAGCUCUUUCAACAGUCCAAGGUAAUUGAUGAAGAAAUCAUCAACGCUGGAAUCGAUUACACUUGUGAUUUUGCUAAUUCUAGAUUGAGAGAAACUAUGAUUCUCACUCAUAGGUUCUCCAAAAACAUCUUUCGUACAAAAGAGCUCUUUGCAUGUAGGACAAUUCAGAUGCUGAUUUCUGGGCUCGUUUUGGGGUCCAUAUUUUGCAACCUCAAGGAUGAUCUAGGGGGAGCAGAAGAAAGGGUAGGUCUAUUUGCUUUCAUAUUAACGUUUUUGUUAUCAAGCAGCAUAGAAGCUCUACCAAUUUUUAUGCAAGAAAGGGAGAUUCUAAUGAAGGAGACAUCUUGUGGAAGCUACCGUGUAUCAUCCUAUGCUAUUGCCAAUGGCCUAGUUUAUUUGCCUUUUCUUCUCAUCCUAGCUAUUUUGUUCACAAUACCCUUAUACUGGCUUGUUGGGCUCAAUCGGAAUUUCACAGCGUUUUUGCACUUUUUGUUGCUGAUAUGGCUGAUUCUUUAUACGGCCAAUUCAGUUGUGGUGUGUUUCAGUGCUCUGGUGCCUAAUUUCAUUGUUGGAAAUUCAGUGAUUGCUGGUGUCAUUGGAUCAUUCUUCUUGUUCUCUGGAUACUUCAUAUCUAAGAAUGAAAUUCCAAAUUACUGGAUUUUCAUGCAUUAUAUAUCUCUGUUUAAGUAUCCGUUUGAAGGGUUCCUGAUCAAUGAGUUCUCCAACUCAGGGAAAUGCUUAGAGUACAUGUUUGGGGCAUGUAUGAAGAGCGGAGAGGAUGUGCUUAAAGAAGAAGGUUAUGGGGGAGAGAGUAGUAGAUGGAAGAAUGUUGGGGUCACGGUGUGCUUCAUCAUGGUCUACAGGUUCAUUUCUUAUGUUAUUCUUAGAUACAGAUGCUCGCAGAGGGGGUUCAGCAGUGUUGUCAUCCUCUAG